AUGACCACGCUCCCAGACGAAACGUCCCCAUUGCUUCCUCUUUCUCAUGGGCCCCUUCCGUCCGGUAGAAAAUAUCAUUAUCGUCGUGAAUCGUUCGAGACGGGGUUCCCGCUUAUUGUUGCUGAAGAGAUUGAUGUCCAACAAAUUGUUCAAGAGCACAUAUCGUCGAAAAGGAAACCUGAGUGGACUACAGUCUCCCCGUCGCCUUGUCAAUGGUUGAAACGUAAUUGUGCCGUGUCAUUUACCCUGCUAAUGUCGGCAAUUGGUGCUGGUACAUUGGCGGUGCCCUAUACUUUUGUGCUGUUGUCACCUGUCCAGGCGAUACUGAUGUUGUGCUGUGUCGGACUUGCAAUGGGCUUUACAGCUGAUACACUUGUGGGCAUUCAUGUAUCGGUAGCAGUGGAGAGCACGAGUGGACCGCAAGGGAAUCGAGAGACGUACCAAAAUCUUGCCUAUAGAGCUGGUGGUAAAGCAUUGGCUCGAUUCACUGGAGCAUUGACGGCUUUUGCAGUCUUUGGGGCGUGUGUGGGCUGUGUGCGUGUGGUGAAGGACAUGGUGCCGAUGAUGCUACCGGCUGUUAUUGCUGGGUUUAAACAACAACCAUUGGAAAUGCAGGAACAUGAUGCAGUUAUCGCAGUUUGGGUCGUGGGGCUGAUUGUGGUGGUGCCUUUGGGAUGUUUGACUAAAAUUUCGGCGCUGCGCUUUUCCUCAUACUUGGGCGUUGCAUUCUCGGUGUAUCUCGUAGGUGCUGUAGCAUACCGUGCUAUUUUCACAGGCGGUAACGAUGACAGUAAUGCAUUGCCAGCGUCGGUCCAGAAUACUGAAGCACCGUUGUUCUGGCGCAUCGCUGAAGUCGUGGGAAUUUACAAUUUUGCGUUCAUGCUUCACCUCAAUGUGAUUCCGUUGUUCGCACAGCUUGUGGCUGCUGAAACGACAAGAAGCCAACGAGUACAUGACAAAGAUAUUGAGGAACUUGGCAGGGCGGAAGCCCCUGUGUCCAUCCACAUCCUGCAAAGUGCUAGACAGUCAUUGCGACGUCAUCUAAUUCUAGCUGUAGGCACGUGUGUGGUGCUUUAUGCAAUUUUUGGCGUUUGCGCCGCACAGAUCUAUGGAAGCAAAACGCAGGGCAACAUUUUGCUGAACCUCACGAAUGACCGAAUCAUGGCGGUACCUCGCGUGGCAGUGUUGUUGACGAUAUUGUUUUCGUUUCCACUCUUAUUCCACCCGCUUCGGUCGUUAGUGCUCGAGAUGAUUUUGGUUUGUACUUCUCACAGCGCUGUUAAAAAUGUGAGCGAGGGACACAAUCAAGAUAAUGAACUGUCACGAACUGUACGAGCUGCCGUGUCGGGGCUGCUGUUAUUUGCACAGAUCUUCUGCGCUUUACGUGUGCCAGGAAUUCAAGUGGUGUUCUCGCUUGUGGGAUCUAGCAUCUUGCUGAUGCUGUGCUAUCUGUUUCCACUGAUAUUUUACGUACAACUUGUACCGUGGCGCUCCAGUCGUAAGGGAAAGACACGCCUUUUUCUCCUGUCAGCACUGGCUGUGGUCGCAUUUGUAGUGUGUGUCGCUGCCACGCUGCAACUGGUUUUCCAGUAA
This is a messenger RNA of Peronospora farinosa, 1593 nucleotides long. The record is from the annotation of a GenBank genome assembly. Lineage: Eukaryota; Oomycota; Peronosporomycetes; Peronosporales; Peronosporaceae.